AUGGAUAUGCAAACUGCGCCCCUGUCCCUGGCACAGGAUCAAGUAGAACAGUUACCUAUGAACCCCUCGGAGGCGCAGGAGAAGGAGGAAGUGGAGGACACGGAGGCACCUGUUCCCCGGGAAUCUGAAUUCGACUCGUCGGAGAAGGAGGAUAUGAAUGAACUAGAAAUGAAGGAGGGCGUGAAGGAAUCGUUCUCGUUGGAGCCCCCCAUUUCCCUAGAACCCCUCUCGCUUAUCCAACGACGAAGUAUUGCCCCUACGCUACGCCUUUCGAUCGUUGACGUCGUGGCUUUGGACCUGGACUUGGCUACCAUCCUGUCCGCUCGUCUCCAGCAAAGUAGUGCGAGUCGUAGGAAUAGUCUAGUCGAUUCUGGGGUUGGUAUUCCGGGGGAGACGAAGGCGGCGCCUCUCACCCCGCACGAGGCGAGCAAGCCCAUGAGCGUGAUCGGCGUCGACGCUGCCAUGACGCUCUUUAAUAGGUUUCGCAAGGAGACCUCCGCUGCGUGCUCCGGUGUUUCCAAUGCUCUCGGUCCGAAGAGAGAAGUUUUGGGAACCAAGAGCAAUACGGAGCGCCAGCCUGGUGGGCGCGGAGAUGGGGAGGAUAGCAUCUUCGAGAUGGUCCAGUCGACUCUGAGGAGGAGAUUUACGAUCACAUCUCAGUCUCAAGCAGGCGCUGGCGUGACGACGUCCAAGGAUACCAAAGGGCAUAGGCGAGUCGAUCUUCCGGUGAGAGGGAAGGAACUGCUACAGCCUCUGCGGAAAACACUGAAGCGUAUCUCCGUGUUUCCUACGAUUAAGUUGACAAUACCUAAGGCACAUCCCUCUGAUCGCAGCUUAGCGGAGACAUGCGCCUGUGCACCGUCGACGCCAUUUUUGCUGAUGACACAGAUGGAUAUGGAGGGUAUCAAUCGUCCCGGGAGGCGGGACGCAGAUACGGAGUCGUAUAUGGUGAUAUCGGAGGACAACGCGGUGCUCGAUGUUCUUCCUAUGUCUAUGAACUCCUCGGACGAACCGCUGGUACCUACGGGGGGAUUGUGCCGAAGGAAGAGUUUGCUGAAAGCGUCUUGCGCUGUGCGCACGUUCCUCACAUUCGGAGGGGGAAAGACGGCAAUGUCGACCACAACCUCGGACCGUUCGUCGUUCUCGGAAGACGAAGACGCAGGAUCUUCGGACGACACGGACACGGACACGGAUAGGGACGCUCCGUCUAUCCAAACGGUGUCUCCUGGGAGGCGUGGCCGAGACCCGCCGUUUCCAAUUCGCCCGAUUAUACCCCGACGAUUAUCUGGGACGGUACCCGCGACGUCUGUGGUGGUACCGCCUCCAUCCUCGGCGACAUACACUUACACUUACAUGCCUCCAAUAUACCCCGUGGCGGAGGAGGAGCUCGAGGAGUCUGACACGGAUUCGAUGUCUGUGUAUUCUGAUGAUAUUUCUGUUUGUGAUUAG
Pleurotus ostreatus (oyster mushroom) is the source of this 1449-nucleotide messenger RNA. RefSeq lists its product as uncharacterized. The record is from RefSeq and is a predicted model, not a curated record. The transcript is spliced from 4 exons. The coding region runs from base 1 to 1449 and encodes 482 amino acids. Lineage: Eukaryota; Fungi; Basidiomycota; Agaricomycetes; Agaricales; Pleurotaceae.